GCAAGUAGAUUCGAUUCAACCCGACCGACAUGUUGCUUCACUACUGAGUUAACUGUUGUCGAGUGAAGUUGGGAAGUGCCGCUCCGAUGUUCAAGUCAGUCGCCGUGCAGAACAUCUACUGAAUAAAAAGAAUUGAAGAAAAGUCUAGCUGUUGGAUUUAGAUAAACGUGAAGAGAGUGAAACAAAACACAUUGUCAACUCCAGAAGGUGGGGUUCUCCGAGAGAUAGCGUAUUUUGGAGUAAUAGGAAGAACCACCACAGUGAUGAGCUACCAGUGCAUACUGGUGCUCACGCUGUCGCUUCUGGCGACGAGCGUGAGUUUAGCGAAUCCUGCCGCCACCGAUAAGGCCGCUGCCAGCAGUAGUGCCCUACCAAAGGCUCAGGAUCCUAUGUUCAACAAAAUGCUGGCCGAAAAACCAGACAUUCCGAUGGCACAAGAUCCUCGUUUCAACAAGAUGUAUCCAGAGGUUGAUUCCAAGGAAAACGACAUCGAAGACGAAGCGAAGGAUGCUCUUCUGCCGAAGAAACCCGCUGCUGACUUGAAUCCUAAGUACGCCCAGCAUGCGGCCAUAUUGAAGAAAUUGGAGAAAGUGGAACAGCAGAAGCAACCUAAGGCAGAAUCUACCACCAUAGGAAUUGUUCCAAUCGAAAAUGCCGAGGAGAAGGAUAGCUUCGAUGAUGAAGAUAGUUACGAAGACGAAGAACUGCUUCCUGACGAAGACCCCAAGAAUGUGGACGAAGAAAUUGUGCUACCACAAAUCGAAGAUCUCUCAGAUCUUCCUCCAGCACGUCCUUACAAGGUUGAAACUGAGGUAGAUAAUGUUGAAACAAUUGAAGUAAAAAAGGUCAACGAGCCCGAAAAAUCGACUGUGAGUUCUACUUCUACUGCUAAGACCCCGGUUGCAACCAGUUCUGCUGCUCCAGAUGAUGAGUAUUACAAUGAUGAUGAUGAGGAGAGCAGCGAAGAAUUAGAAAAUGAAAAGAUCGAUCCUCUAGCAAUCCAAAAACUACUUGCUCAACACGCUAAGUCUACCGAAGCUACCACAAAGGCAUCUUCAACCGCCGCCACCUCUACGACCAGUAAGUCCAAGCCAUCAGCCACACCGAAGUCCUCUACAGCUAAGCCUGCAACGGGCGAUAAUGAAAUCCUAGAUGAAAUUGAUGAGGACGAUGACGACUACUUAUACAAAGACGAGUACGACGACGAAGACACCGCCGAUGAUAAGAUCGACAUUGACGCUGUCAACAAGCUUCUCAGUCAGAAGAAACAGAAGCAAAAGGAAUCAACUUCUGCCAAUAGCAAGAAAACUGACAGCAAGAAUGCUAAUCAAAAUUAUGCGGAAUACUACGAUGAAGAGGAUGAGGACGAUGAUGAUGACUACAAUCUAGAAGAGCAGGUUCACUUAUGCCCUCGGGAUUGCAUUUGCGAACGCAACAUGCAUGCUUACUUGGUCGCAACCUGCAGCCGUUUGGAUCUAGACACACAAAAGUUCUCCACAUCGAUCACUGAUCUACAGGUCCUGGAUGUCGGUCCAAAAUACCCGAUCGUGUUGAGCGCAGAGUUCUUCAAGCAAAUUGGUCUUUCUCACGUUGUUUCGAUAAAGAUCAGCAACUGCACAAUUGAAUACAUCAGCCCAUCCGCUUUCGCAGGCCUGGAUGACUUGUAUUCGGUCAAUUUGACCAAUUCAGGAAUCGAUAUGCUCCAUCCGGAUACCUUCGCGAAUAACACAAAAUUGAGGCUGUUGACCUUAUCUGGAAACGAUCUAAGUGCGAUGCAGAGUGUCAACUAUAACACUCCCUACACGGAGUACAUGCUUAAGGCUCCUUCCAUCGAAGAGUUGGACAUUUCGAAGUGUAAUCUUCAAGAUCUUCAGCCAACAGCUUUCAAUGAGCUGAAAAACAUCAUCUACAUCAAUUUGGCCGAAAACAAGCUGCGCACUCUCCCAGAGGAUAUUUUCGACAAGGUAGAAACUAUCGAAGAAUUGGACCUUUCAAUGAACAGCAUACCAGAGCUGCCCAAAAACAUCUUCAACAAGACGUCACUGGCAAUUCUGCACUUGAAAUACAAUCUGAUCAGUAGCAACCUGGACUUUGUAACGGCUGAUCUGCAAAAGCUUGACCUAAGCUACUGCCAGAUCCGCAACAUCAACGGUCAAAUGUUCAAGGGAAUGGAAGGUCUAACCAAUCUGAUCCUGAAGGGCAAUCGCAUCAAGAAGAUCAACCAAAUCGCUUUUACUUCGUUGAAGAGCCUACGUCAGAUCGACCUGUCCCAGAACAACUUGGAGCAAAUCUCUUCUCUCACCUUCAUCGGCAACAAGGACCUGGAUAUCAUCAAGCUGAACGACAAUCCGCGUCUGAAGCAGCUGCCUGCCGAAGGAUUCCAAAGCUCCUACGGAACGUUCAAUGCAUAUUUCCUGGAUGUGUCGAACUGUGACAUUUCGGAACUGGCCGACAACACUUUCAAAACGAUGCCCCAGCUGACACGGCUGAACUUGGCCUGGAAUAACCUGCAGACUGUUGGACCGGCCGUGCUGAGCCCGUUGGACAAGCUGAUGGAGCUGGAUCUGAGCAACAAUCUGAUUACCGAGCUGAGCGACGAGACGUUCCAGCAAAACCGAAAUCUGAACAAGCUCAACCUCUCCGGAAACCAGAUCUCACGCCUAUCGGCCAAGCUGUUCCUGCCGUUGCAAUACCUGACCCACUUGGAUGUUAGUGACUGCGACCUGCGCACGGUCUGGGAGACUUCCAACGCCAACGCCAAGAACGCCAAGGUUCUUCCCAACCUGAAGCUUCUGAAUGCGUCCUACAACGAAAUCUCUACGGUGUACGUUUCGGACCUCGAAUCGUUGACCAGCCUCCGCGUGUUGGAUAUCAAGAACAACUCGCUGAAGUGUAACCCUUACUUCAAGUCUCUUAUCAAGUGGCUCGGAGUCAAGAAGGUAUCGCUGGGUGAUGCCAGCAAGGAGCAGCGAACUCAUGCCGAGCUGAACGCUUACAUCACGGACAAUUCGGCACCUCUGCUUGAAUGGAGCCAGUUCGCCCAAGAGAUUUGCCAAACUAGCAAGAACGGUGCUGAUUCUCCGGUGGUAAUCAAGGACACCGAGCUGGAUGAUGUUGACGACGAUGAUGUUGAAGAAGAUGAAACUGAAGACGAUGAUGAUUACUCUGACGAACAAACCAUUGACAAAAAUGAUGAUGUGGUAGAUAGCCGGGACAACGCAAACGAGCUGUACGAUGAAGAUGAUCUCGACGAUGAUGAGGAAGAUGAAAUUAUCGAAGUUGCCAACGGAAUGCAGACUAUCGGACAAACCAUCCUGACUGGCAGUGGAAAAGAUGAUCCACUGGAAGAGGAAGUUGUUAUUCUUGAUAGAAAUACUAUGCUGCAAAUCAGCGCACUUUGGAUACCAAUCGUCUUCAUCGCUGUUGGCUUUUUGGUGAUUUUCGUGGCCGUCAGCAAGAUCUUCGCUUUCAUGAUGAGAAAACGAGGUGAACGCUACCGUCAGGCGCUUUUGGCUUCCAAGAAUUCGAUCGUCUACCAGAAGCUAACGGAAGACAUCGUAGCGCCGAAAACACCCAAGGUGCAUCGGUAUGCUCCAAUCCAGCAAGUCUAAUUGUGAGAUUUACCUUCCUUAAUAGUGAAACUUAACAUCAAACAGCACGUAAGCUUCCAAGCGGUCGAUCCCCUGGGCGGGAGCACCUUCUUCCAAAAGCUGCUAGAAAAGAUUUCCAGUCCUUCCAAACUACAACAGUCAUCUACUUAUGGUUUUUUGUAACAAAUUAUACUAGUAGUAAGGUAUCAAAGUACUUAUAGCAAGAAGUAAAGUGAGCAAAUGUAAGCAGCAGUAAUUGUAUUUAUUAAGUUUUUUCUUUUUCUAUAAUUUUCACUUAACAUGAAACUGUAGACUAGUAACAGCCACAAUUUCAGAAACACAGACAUUAUUUGAUCAAUAAUAAGAAAAAGGUGCACGAACUGUGGACAUACUUUUGUUGAACAUUCCGUUAUAUACAGGUUUACAAAGAACAUUUUCCCCAGAUUAACAUGCUUUUCCUCAUUUCGUCCUAUCUUUGCUCCUCCUUUCGUUCCGGAUCAAACAUAUCUACAGCACCACCACAAAAACAAAAUCCAGCUAAAGCAUAAAUUACAGCAUCGGUGUGCAAAGCCAGCAUGAUGUUAACGAUUAUAGUGAUAAUUACAUAGGCAAAAUUCAUACUUCCACCAUGUGCCAUUAGAAACUACAACUCAGCGCAGACACCACUCAGCUAUGGAUGAUAAGUAAUGAUUCGGUGUGCCUGAUUGAACAAAGUAUUGAAACACAACUACUGCAGUCUAAAAUGGCUAAAUUCAACGAAACGUAUUGGUGAGAACCCUGCAUUAGACAGUCUGUCUGGAAACAAAAACUUCUGUGUAUUAUUUUUUUCUCUUUAAAUUAUUGUGGAACCAUUUUACAAACUGAUAACAAUUUGACGUUUGUUUUGAUAAAAUAAAACGGUUUUAUCAAACUCAA
Molecule: messenger RNA, 4505 nt
Organism: Aedes aegypti (yellow fever mosquito)
Lineage: Eukaryota; Metazoa; Arthropoda; Insecta; Diptera; Culicidae
Gene: Gp150
Exons: 9
Coding region: 264-3611 (1115 amino acids)
Cellular component (GO): extracellular matrix
Molecular function (GO): protein binding
Source: RefSeq, a predicted model, not a curated record